Messenger RNA from Miscanthus lutarioriparius, 339 nucleotides. The record is from the annotation of a GenBank genome assembly. NCBI's taxonomy places the organism in Eukaryota, Viridiplantae, Streptophyta, Magnoliopsida, Poales, Poaceae.
AUGGAGAGUGUAUACAUCCAAAAACGUCUCGUGCUCUGGGCGUCCGCCAUGGCGACCUCGAUCGGCGGCGGCUACUGGCGAGCCGGUAACACAGGACAUCCUGCGGCAACGGAUGUGUGUAGGAUUUCCAUCACGGGUAUUGCAAUGGUUCCGGUUUGGCACGUUCAAUUGCCUGCUCAACGUCAUCUUCACUGUUUUCUUCGGGGGAUGAUCAUCACAUUGCAGUUUCAUCUAGAGAAGCGUUGCAGUACUCACUCGGUCACAACUCAUAAUGGCAGCAAAAACGAAACACAAAGAGACGAUUUGACAGGUGGUCAGUUGAUAAAAUCUGCUCUUUGA